Molecule: messenger RNA, 1074 nt
Organism: Parastagonospora nodorum SN15
Lineage: Eukaryota; Fungi; Ascomycota; Dothideomycetes; Pleosporales; Phaeosphaeriaceae
Exons: 7
Coding region: 1-897 (298 amino acids)
Source: RefSeq, a predicted model, not a curated record
AUGAAGCUCCCAUCUGUGACUGCCCUGGGUCUUGCCCAACUCGCAAGCUCCUCACUCAUAACCACCUGGGGCACCAUCUCCCUCCCCACGGCCAACACCUCCAUCCUCGGCAACAUCUACAACCACUGGCUCGCCCUGCCCAAUGCCACCUUUGACCUCACCCGCUCGCUCGUCUCGCCCGUCACUAACCCCCUGCGCAUCCCCAUGACCGGCGCUCGCAAAACCGCCAUCAUCGAGCCCUCCCGCUCCGCCCUCGUCAUCAUCGACAUGCAGGAAUUCUUCCUCAACCCGGAGCUCAGUCCGCGCGCCGAGGGCGGGAGGACCGCCGUGCAGCCCACGCUGAACAUGAUCAAGGCAUUCCGCGCAAAGGGCAUGAAGGUGCUGUGGGUGAAUUGGGGCUUGGAUGGGCGCGAUUUGAGGGAGAUGCCGCCGGCGCUGUUGGCGGGGUUUUCAGAUGACGGGGGACCUUUGACGACGUUUGGAAGCGACAUGGGUACGCUCAAGAACGGGACUGUCGUUGGUAAGAAACUGAUGCGCGGCGAGUGGAAUGCUCGCCCGUAUGGCCCGUUGUACGAUGAGCAGGUCAAGGGCGUAGCUGCUGGGACGGAUUUGUAUUUCCACAAGAAUCGACUAAGUGGACUCUGGGGCGCACAAACACCCCUCGGCAUCUGGCUCGAAGAAAACCAAAUGACGACGCUUUUCUUCGGCGGCGUAAAUUCAGACCAGUGUGUUUGGGGAACGUUCCUAGACGCUUAUUACAAGGGCUACGACGUCGUCUACGUCGACGACAUAGCUGCGACCAUCAGCCCGCAGAGCGCGACCGAAAUGGUGCGCUACAACGCUGACAUUGACGGCUUCAUUACCAACUCGACGCUAGUUGUGCCGGCCCUUGCUUGAGGUUUGUCUUGCAAACAGCGAUUUGUGAUAAUGGCGGACGGACUGUGAAUGUUUAAUGAUGGACAUGGAUAUGAAUCUGGCAACGACGAACGCGUGGAACGUCACAUUUUACGCAUUAUAUGCUCGCUCGAUUUUUACUCAAACUAGCUAAUACGCGAAUAAACUCAGUUUUAUCAA